AUGUCGGACACCACGGCCUCGGACUCGUCCAGGGCCCUACGCAUCCAGAGGGCCAAGAUACGGGCUCGGAUCAAGCAAAGAAGCUCCAGGAUUCUAUCGCUGCUUGGUCUUCGCAGUUCCGCUCAGGCUACCAAAACAACCAUUGCGGCGCCCGAGAGUCCAAAGCCAGGGCACCUCGCUGGCCCUCCGCAUCCACUUCACACCCACCCACACACUGGAUCAACCGAUGGCGCGGAGAACGCUCCACCAGGGGACAGGCGGUGCUGUUCAGGGACACCGCGUGUCUCCUUCGAAUUUCCACGGCUCUCAAGGGUGGAAGAUCGAUCUCGUCUACGGAAGACAGAUAUUCCAGAGAACGAGAACUCCGGUGAUACCGGACUUGGGCGAAGCCAAUCCUCCCCAGCGGGUCUGACUGGUAUCAUUUCACGUACUUUGUCCACCAAAUUCGGAAAUCCCACCGUGAUCCGUCGAUCGCGUCUACGCUCACGCCCCAGCCUUCGCACCGUUCACUUUGGGGAAACACGAGAUGACCCACUCCGCCAGGGGGAUAGUGCCAAUGAUAGUUCUGUGCCCUCGACUUGCCUCGAAGAUAGCACAUCUCCGGUGAGCUCGAAGUCGACACCACCAACGUCUACGGAGCCUUCAGAUAGGUCGAGCAACAAACAGAGAUCAUUUCCGUCCAGCCUAGGUGUUGGAACCACACUUGACCCCAUUCGGGAAACAUCCCGAGCAUCGCCAUCCGUUCUCACCGUUGAAGCUGCUGCUAACGCAAAGGUGUUUCUGGAGACGUACUUCCAUACCCUUUGGUCCGACGGGGAUCCACGUUUGCAACGGAGGUAUGAGUUGGAACAUUAUAUCUACUCAUUCCCCCUCACAACGGAAGAACGAGGGAGGAUUUGGAGGAACUGGAUUGCGCAAGAGCGAGAAUAUCUUCGGCAAUGUCGGGUCCUUAAGGCCCGUUCUCAAUCAGUUCCCCAUAACCAAGCUGCGGCGGUGGCUGAGUUCGAAGUCAUCAAAGUCUUGGGGAGAGGAAGUUUCGGGGUCGUCCGUCUAGUGAGGGAAAAGGGCUUAUAUUCUUACGAUAAUUGUGUCUCUGCCACGAACGAGGUGCGGGUCUCGAGCCCCGAGCCUUCCAGUGAAGGUAUCUCCCACAAAGAACGAAGAAAGGUCAUGGUAGGAGUGAAAAAGGACGUUUUCGCUAUGAAAGCGAUUCGAAAGUCGGCGAUGAUCCGCAAUUGUCAAGAAGGGCAUCUGAGGGCCGAGAGAGAUUUCCUGGUUGCGUCCGCGAAAUCUCGCUGGAUUGUGCCCUUGAUCGCCAGUUUCCAGGACCACAAUUAUCUGUACCUCAUCAUGGACUAUAUGGUUGGCGGAGACUUCCUCGGCUUGUUGAUGCGCCGAUGUACACUUCCAGAAACUGUCGCGCGCUGGUACAUCGCGGAGAUGAUUCUCUGCGUGGAAGAAGCCCAUCGCCUUCGAUGGAUUCACCGCGACGUCAAGCCGGAUAACUUCCUCAUCUCAGCCUCGGGGCACCUGAAGAUCUCGGAUUUCGGAUUGGCGUUCGAUGGACAUUGGGCGCACGACCAAGCGUAUUUCACUGAGCAUCGUUACUCAUUGGUGAAGAGGCUGGGGAUCCAAGUUGAGGGGGACACGCAAGAUCGAAAAGAAGCCAAAAAGGCAGCCAAGACAGCUUCUAAAUCACGACAGAGCUACUCCAAUGAUGAGAUAACAUGUCCACCACCGGCUGCUGGUCUCUUGGGAUGGCGUGAUCGCAAUCAGAGACGAAGGCUAGCCAGAAGUGUCGUGGGAACCAGCCAGUACAUGGCUCCUGAGGUAGUCCGAGCUGAUUUGUACGACGGACGAUGUGACUGGUGGAGUGUGGGUAUCAUCCUCUACGAGUGUCUGUACGGAUUCACGCCCUUUGCGUCGGAAGACCGGCAGAAGACUAAGAUAAAGAUUCAUAAACACUAUGAAACGUUGCAUUUCCCUCUGCAAAAGAAGACAUCAGACAAACGAAUCUCUCCGGAAGCAAUCGAUCUCAUCACACGCCUACUCCAGGAAAAGGAGUAUCGCCUAUCGUCGAGCAAAUACAGAGAGAAUGACGUCUUGAAGACGGGAUUCAACCCCAGGCCCUUCUUCUACAACAUCGACCCCCGUAACCGCGACCAAAGGGUCUCCUUCGUAUACUCAGACGAUGCCACAGAUAUCAAGGCACACCCUUUCUUUCGUGGAACUCGAUGGGACGAAAUACACCGUUCAAUACCCCCGUUUGUGCCCAAGGUGAGGGGAUGGGACGAUACCCGAUAUUUUGACGAUUGUAGUCUGUUGGUUGAAGACGAUGCUAUGUCAGCCGUCUCUGACCUCGAUGAACCCGAAGACGAAGCCAAUGAAGACGAUGUUCAGUGUGAACAGGGUUCUGAAGGGGGUGUGGAGUUGCCAAACCCCAAAAAGAAAGAGGAAAAGAAACGGCCACGAGACAAACUGUUACGGGAUAAGGCCGUGGGCCGGAGGGUUCUCGAAAUGCGCAAGAACGGCGUCUUUAUGGGGUACACAUACCGCCGUCCCAAGGCCGUCGCCAUGGCUUUCACUCCCGAUCGAGGCCGGCCUUACUUCUCUCAAGGUCAUCUGUCUGAGCUAUACGGGUGA
This is a messenger RNA of Aspergillus candidus, 2643 nucleotides long. Its product is annotated as serine/threonine-protein kinase. The record is from RefSeq and is a predicted model, not a curated record. Lineage: Eukaryota; Fungi; Ascomycota; Eurotiomycetes; Eurotiales; Aspergillaceae. The transcript has 4 exons. Gene Ontology annotation, biological process: peptidyl-serine phosphorylation; intracellular signal transduction. Gene Ontology annotation, molecular function: protein serine/threonine kinase activity; ATP binding. Bases 1 to 2643 code for a protein of 880 amino acids.